Pseudopipra pipra is the source of this 2355-nucleotide messenger RNA. It is a transcript of the gene CLCNKA, whose product is annotated as chloride voltage-gated channel Ka. The record is from RefSeq and is a predicted model, not a curated record. Gene Ontology annotation, cellular component: plasma membrane. Lineage: Eukaryota; Metazoa; Chordata; Aves; Passeriformes; Pipridae. Gene Ontology annotation, molecular function: voltage-gated chloride channel activity. Gene Ontology annotation, biological process: transmembrane transport; chloride transport.
CGUCAAGGUCGUUUUUAAUGAGCUCGUUUGCAACCUCAGUCCCACAGCGGAGGCUGAGGUGGGAGGACGGGUGAGGGGGUGCUGAGAAAAAAGGGGGUGCUGUCCCCAAAAAGGUCCCUGGGAUGGAGCACCCUGUCCCUGGGGGGCUCUGGGGGGAGAAGGAGGAGGAGGAGCAGGAGAGGGUGCUGGUGUCGGAGCACAUGUGGAGACCCUGCCCCACGGCCCGGAGAAGGCUCCGAGUGUGCUUGGAGUGGGUGAAGCGGCAGCUUUUCCGUGUCGGGGAGGAUUGGUACUUCCUCUUCAUCCUGGGAGUCCUCAUGGCCACCAUCAGCUUCAUGAUGGACCACCUCGUCUCCAGGGUCUACGCAGCCCACCGCUGGCUCUACCAAGAGGUUGGGGACAUCGGGGUGCUCAAGUACCUCUCGUGGACCCUGUACCCCACGGCUCUGGCCACCUUCUCCACUGGCUUCUCCCAGAGCAUCACCCCGCACUCCGCAGGCUCUGGCGUCCCGGAGCUGAAGACCAUCCUGAUGGGUGUGGUGCUGGAGGACUACCUGGCCAUCCAGAACUUCGGAGCCAGGGUGGUGGGGCUGACCUGCACCCUGAUGUGUGGCAGCAGCCUUUUCCUUGGGAAAGUGGGUCCCUACGUCCACCUCUCCGCUGUGGCUGCGGCCUACCUGGGGAAGAUGAGGACCUCAGUCAUGAGGGAGUAUGAGAACAAGUUCAAGCAGCGCGAGAUGCUGGUGGCAGCACAGGCCGUCGGGGUGGCCACGGUGUUCGGGGCGCCCGUCAGCGGGGUUCUUUUCAGCAUCGAGGUGAUGUCCCCCCACUUUGCCGUGCGCGAUUACUGGCGCGGCUUCUUCGCCGCCACCUGCGGCGCCUUCAUGUUCCGCCUCCUCGCCGUCCUCAGCAGCGAGCAAGAAACCAUCGUGGCUCUUUUUAAGGUCGACCUCACAAUUGGUUUCCCCUUUGACCUCCUGGAGACCUUCUUCUUUGUGAUUUUGGGGGUGGUGUGUGGGCUCGUGGCCUGUGCCUACCUCUUCUGCCAGCGCUGGGCGAUGGUGGCUGUCAAGAGGAACUGGCUGACGGCCAAGCUGCUGGCGACCGACAAACCCGUGUACACGGCGCUGGUGGUGCUGCUCCUCUCCUCCAUCACCUUCCCGCCGGGGCUGGGGCAGUUCAUGGCCUCCAGGCUCACCAUGAAGGAAUAUCUCACCUCCCUCUUCGACAACCACACGUGGGGGGUGCAGGCCCCCAACGCCUCGUGGGCAGCCCAGCCCGGGGGACUCUGGCAGGAGUGGGACCAUCCCUCGGCCACCAUCUUCGGCACCUUGGCCUUCUUCCUGCUCAUGAAGUUCUGGAUGCUGAUCCUGGCCACCACCUUGCCCCUGCCCGCCGGGUACUUCAUGCCCAUCUUCGUCUACGGAGCCGCCAUCGGGCGCUUGCUGGGGGAGGGGGUGGCCCAGCUCUUCCCGCGGGGGCUCCAUCCCCAGGGCCCCCCCCGGCCCAUCAUUCCCGCGGGAUACGCCCUGGCCGGCGCCGCCGCCUUCUCGGGCUCGGUGACCCACGCGGUGUCCACGGCGCUGCUGGUGUGCGAGGCCACGGGCCACCUGGGCCACCUGCUGCCCACCGUGCUGGCCGUGCUGGUGGCCAACGCCAUCGUGCAGAAGCAGCAGCCGUCCUUCUACGACGGCGGCAUCAUCGUCAAGAACCUGCCCUACCUGCCCCCCAUCCGCAGCCGCCACACCGCCUCCUACAGGGUGGUGGAGGAGUUCAUGCAGCGCCAGGUGGUGGCCCUGGCCAAGGGGGAUGGUUUCCAGGAGGUGCUGGGGGCCUUGGACGCCUCCUCUGAUGCCGAGUAUCCCGUGGUGGAGAGCACAGAGUCCCCCACCCUGGUGGGCACCGUCAGCAGGGCCCAGCUGGUCACCUUCCUGCAGAGCCACGAGCACCCCCAGGCCCCCCCGGGGGAGAAGGUGGCCCCGGCGGGGACCCUCGGGGACGACUGUGCCAUCGAGCCCGUCAUGCUCCAGUUCUCCCCGUGGACAUCCCUGCACCAGGCCUAUCACCUGUGCCAGCUGCUGAAGCUGCAGAGAGUGUUUGUCACCCGCUGUGGGGACCUGGUGGGAGCCGUGGGGUGGGCGGAGCUGCGCAAGGGGAUCGAGGAACUCUCCAACCCCAAGGGAUGACUUUUUGGGACCACGAGGGAUCCCUCCCCAGGGAUGUCACCCACGGAAAGGGGGGGGUCCUGACCCCCCAGGUGAUAGGGGGGUGUCUCCCCCAGGGGGAGGGUGUCCUGGCUGGGGGGCGGUUCCCCAGCAGAGUGUGCUGUGCAUUAAAUACAUCGAUCCCUCCGUG